CACACAUCCCCACACGCACACGGCAGCAGCACCAACAGCCCCUGCCAGCAGCCUGCAAUCACUGAAGCUCCCGGCUCCUCCGCCUCUCCCUCCUCCUCCUUCUCCUCCUCCUCCUCCUCCUUCUCCUCCUCGCUGCCCACCGGCCUGCGGCACCCCUCGGCGGCCUCCGGCCCCACCAGCGCACAGACAAUGACUUCAUGCGGAUUAUGCAUCUGAAGAAAUCACCAGCUCCCAGAUAGCCACAGGGGGAGGCAUCCAUCCAUCCAUCCAUCCAUCCAUUCCUCCAUCCAUCGCUCCAUGUGGUUGGCAGGGCAGCAGCCUCCCGCUCGCCUCCCGCUCCUCUCCUCGCACCCAUCGGUCGCCUUCUCUCCGGCAAUGGUCGCCUCCGGUCCCCCUGCGCGGCGCUGAGCGAGGCCCCGACGCAUCCCCGCUCCCACGCUUGCACCAAAGAGUGGCCCCCCCGGGCUGCCGGCGCGGACCAUGAUGGACCUGAAGGUGGACGAGGAGGAGGUGGACAGCGGGCAGCCGGUGAGCAUCCAGGCCUUCGCCAGCAGCUCCACCCUGCACGGGAUCUCACACAUCUUUUCCUACGAGCGGCUGUCGCUGAAGCGCGUGGUCUGGGCGCUCUGCUUCAUGGGUUCACUGGCGCUGCUCGCCCUCGUCUGCACCAACCGCAUCCAGUACUACUUCCUCUACCCUCAUGUCACCAAGCUGGAUGAGGUGGCUGCCACCAGGCUCACCUUCCCCGCUGUCACCUUCUGUAACCUCAACGAAUUCCGCUUCAGCCGGGUGACCAAGAAUGACCUGUACCACGCCGGUGAGCUUCUCGCCCUGCUCAAUAACAGGUACGAGAUCCCGGACACGCAGACAGCUGAUGAGAAGCAGCUGGAAAUCCUGCAGGAUAAGGCAAACUUCCGAAACUUCAAGCCCAAACCUUUCAAUAUGUUGGAGUUUUAUGACCGUGCCGGCCACGACAUCCGGGAGAUGCUGCUCUCCUGCUUCUUCCGUGGGGAGCAGUGCAGCCCCGAAGACUUCAAAGUGGUGUUCACACGCUAUGGGAAGUGCUACACCUUCAAUGCAGGGCAGGACGGCAAACCCCGGCUCAUCACCAUGAAAGGGGGCACUGGCAACGGCCUGGAGAUCAUGCUGGACAUCCAGCAGGACGAGUACCUCCCAGUGUGGGGGGAAACAGAUGAGACCUCAUUUGAAGCUGGGAUCAAGGUGCAGAUCCACAGCCAGGAUGAGCCUCCACUCAUCGACCAGCUGGGCUUCGGUGUGGCACCCGGCUUCCAGACCUUUGUGUCCUGCCAGGAGCAGCGGCUCAUCUACUUGCCACCUCCCUGGGGCGACUGUAAGGCCACAACGGGUGACUCGGAGUUCUACGACACUUACAGCAUCACAGCCUGCCGCAUCGACUGUGAGACCCGCUACCUGGUGGAGAACUGCAACUGCCGCAUGGUGCACAUGCCAGGUGAUGCCCCUUAUUGCACCCCAGAGCAGUACAAGGAGUGCGCAGAUCCAGCCUUAGAUUUCCUGGUGGAGAAGGACAAUGAGUACUGUGUCUGUGAGAUGCCCUGCAACGUCACCCGCUAUGGCAAAGAGCUCUCCAUGGUGAAGAUCCCCAGCAAAGCCUCUGCCAAGUACCUGGCCAAGAAGUACAACAAGUCGGAGCAGUACAUCGGGGAGAACAUCCUGGUGCUGGACAUCUUCUUUGAAGCCCUGAACUAUGAGACGAUCGAGCAGAAGAAGGCGUAUGAGGUGGCUGGAUUGCUGGGUGACAUCGGAGGACAGAUGGGGUUGUUUAUCGGGGCCAGCAUCCUCACCGUGCUGGAGCUGUUUGACUACGCCUAUGAGGUGAUCAAGCACCGGCUGUGCCGGCGGGGCAAGUGCCGCAAGAACCACAAGAGGAACAACACGGACAAGGGCGUUGCGCUGAGCAUGGAUGAUGUGAAACGCCACAAUCCCUGUGAGAGCCUACGGGGUCACCCGGCUGGCAUGACGUACGCAGCGAACAUCCUACCUCACCACCCGGCCCGGGGCACCUUUGAGGACUUCACCUGCUAACCGACGUCUGGAUGUACAACAACCCGAGCUACCAAAGCCCUCCGGAGAGCUGCCCUUCUCCCAGAGGAGAGACACAGCCAGGGGACCUCGCUCAAAGCCACGGCGGGAUGCGGACAAGAGCGGCGGCCUCAGAUUUUGGGGCAGGCGGCCGGGCCGGGCCGCGCUGGCUCAGAGACUCGAGGAGGCUGCAGCCCAGCCGCGGAGCCACGCACAGCGGGCCGGGGCGCGGGCCUGCCCCGUCUCCUCCCCCUCGGCUCCCCUCGGCCUUUUUAACUAGAAACCCAGAAGCCAAGAAGAAGCAGCCUUCGGGCCGCAGAGUCUCCAUCCACAGCCCUGUUCGUCUGUCCGUCCGUCCGUCCGUCGUCUCCAUGCUCAUUCUGCUCCCCAGGCUUCAGCCUGCGCCUGUCCCCAUGCCUGGCAUCAUCUCAGAGCCCCAGCAGAGCCCCCUGGGCCGUCUCUCACCACGACAGCCCUGCCUGGGCGCCCGCAGCCGCUCCAUGUGCACAAAACGGAGCGGCUCCACCUCUCCAAAAUGUCUUCCUCGGCCUCCGCCCCGGGGUUGGCAACGUUGGGCCGCUGGGUGGAGGGCUGUGCCUUGGGGGACCGCAGAGGGCCUGCAGCCUGGUUAUGGUGCAGGGCUUCGUUAUGGCUUGGGGCCCCAUCGUGGUGUAUGGCCUUGUCACUGUGUGGGGCCCUGUUAUGGUGUGAGGCUCCAUCAUGGUGUGGGGCCCUGUCACAGUGUGGGGCCUCAUUGCCCUGUCACAGCGUGGCCUCUCUACCCCGCAGUCCCCAGGAAAUCUGGGGUUCCCCCCAUGCAGCCCUCAAAACAACCGUCCUCGGGGAGAAAAGCCUAAGGAAAUCUCCAGCUCCCCUUGGUACUGAGUUGGCUGGGCAGCCAUAGGAGCCCCAGCAUCAACAAGGGGACAGAUUUAAGGGACACCCUCUGGCACACUGGCCACAGGGCUGCAGGCUCCCACCCCACUCCCAACCCCCAGCAACGGCCACCCCUGGGGGCCAUGAGCCCUGGGCACCAUCGAAGCUCACGGCCCGGGCCCCCCAGUUCUCCCCAUCGCUGCCCCCUUCCCAGCAGUGGGGCCAUUGGCCACCCUCAGCCCCCACACCAAGCAAGAGCCUUCCUGGGGCUGAAGUGCUUCUUCUCUUUAAGAGCUUUUGCAAUAAGUCUUUUUAGUAGUUAUUAUUUCUAGACUUUUUUUUUUCCCCCUUAUUUUUUUUUCCCCCCCAUUAUUAUCCUCAUUAUUAUUAUUUGCUUCCUGACCAAAAUUAGGAACUGGGGGUCAGUCCUUUGUUAUCCAGCAAUCACCCAAAGACAAAAGGUUGGCCGCAUCCAUAAAUUUUCUUAUGGAUUUUUCCUAAUGUUUCACUGCAUUUCAUGUAUUUAUUUUCUUCCUUUUUCGCCCGUUAAAGCUUUUAAAGAUGGGGCUGGGAUGUGACCUUGAGGCUCGCCUGUUGGAACAUACAACUUUUGGUUUGUUUCUAUUAUGCCAUCUGCAUUUUAUAUUUCUUAUAUAUAAUAUAUAUGACUAUAUAUAUAUGUGUACAUAUAUAUAUAUAUAUCUAUACAUGCAUCAUAUCAGUGUAGAUAUCCAUUCCGUAGCAUCUAGGCCUUGUUCUUGUGCCAUUUUUUUUUCUGUUACUGAUCUCUGAAUGCCUUCAAGUGUAUAAAGUGUUGAAUUCUCUCUGGUAUCUGUACUAUGUACACACAUUUUCAUAGGAAGCACAAUAAGAUGACAGAUGCAUUGUACAUCAAUACCUGCUACUCUUAACGACGAUAUAAAGAAUGAUAAAAUCGAUGAGCACCGAGCCUGUCUGUGCUGUGGGAAAUGCUCCUCACUGAGCCCUGGUGCUCAGGUGGGCUCCAGCCCCACAUCCCUGGUCCUGUUCCACCAUGAGCACACCCAAUAGAUGCUUUGGGGCUGGAGGAUGGGAAUCGACUUCUGCUCCCAAGCAGAGGGAGGAGGAUUCACAUCUGUGCAGAUGCUGAUCUUCAGCAGCUCCAACGCUUCCGUUUUGGGACAGAUCCCUGAGGUCAGCAGAAAUGCGUCACCAGCUCAAAUAUUACCUGGUUUUAUUUUAACCAAGUUAGUAGCAGCUGUAGUACAAGCCAUUUGUAAACAGUUUCUGUCCUUCAGAUUUCUAGCUGCAAAGAACAAAAGUAGCAUGCCAAAUCCAGCACUGGGCAUCCAAAAAAGCCCUAGGGACCCCAUGGAGAUUGAAUAAUAGCAAACAGGCAGUGGGCAGGGUAUGCUGAAAUGCCAAACUUGCUCCUGGAAAUAGCAGAUGGGUGGUGUGCAUUCAAACUAGAAGAGUCUUGCUGCUAUUCCAGUCCUCCUCUGCCAGAGCUGGUGCUGCAAAGGCCACAGGGUGGGCUUUGAAUAGGAACAGGAUGAUAUAGCUAAGCCCAGAAGGGAGUUAAUGAACCUAAAUUAAUUGCAGGCAGACACUGUGAAGCCAGAGCAGCUCACUAUGCUCACUACCUCUGCAGUGGCACUCAGCAGCUCCUGCUGCAGGGGCAGGCAGCAGUUCAGCCCCACAGUUUCUUCCCCAGCUGCCCAAGAACGUGCUGGGUUCCAUCCACUGCAACCUCGCAUCGCAUCCUCAGCCUCAGCCUGAGGUCUUUGCUGCAGAUGGAAGCAGCGUGCAAGUCACAGCCUGGAACCGCCUCACAGAGGGGUGCAGGGACCCCAAAAGCAGCACAGACAGAGCAAUUCCCAGCCCUGGAGCCUGAAAUAGGUGAGGGAUGUGUGCAUGGACAGAAGCCAGACAGGACCCAAUGAGAGCAGUGGACAAGUUGUACAUUUCCUGACUCCAGGCUCUGACUUGCACAUCAUCCAUACACCAGCAGAGCAAGGAACAAGGAUCAUUGCAUUGCUCAGGAUUACAGGGAUGGACUGCAAACAGCUGGUGCGCUGCAAGAUGUGUGAUGCAUGUAGACUGUGCAUCCAAGGCUGUUGGUGCACACUGCGCACGAGACAAGGAGUUAAUUACACUCCCCAGGAAGCACCACUGACAAUGCACGCGAGGACAAGGUGCUGCACGCCUCAGCCUGAGGUUGCUGGGAAGCACCUGCUUGCACACCGUUGAUUGUGUGGCUGCUGAAACCCUACAGAGCAAGGAUUAAUCACGCACCAUGCAGAUAGUGGCAGCACAGAUAGCAUCACCUCCUCUCCUCCACAGCAAUAACUCCUGGUUACCACUUGCUCUCUGCUAACGUUGCCAGCAGAAACAGGCGCUGGGCUAUAAUUACACAGCCCUGGAUGCUGCUCGGCUGCCUGGAGCCAGAGCCACGCGGGCUGGGGAAGGUUUCAGCAGAGCUGCCUCAUGCCAGCAGGUGCAGGAAACGAAGGUGCACGGGUAGCAUUUCACUGAGCAGUGAACCAAGCAAACCCUCAGGCAGAGGGAAGGAGAAAGGACAAGUGUAAGGAGACACUGGGUUAUUUUCCCCCCCGUUUCUUAUGAAACACAGCUAAUGACAGGGGACAAGGAGAACUGGCAACAGAACAUCCCUGGAGAGAGGGAGCUGGGGCAACACUACGCUCAGCUCAGGGAUCUCUUAGGAUCCUGCAUUUUGUAAGUGUGGGUUACAGGAGUGGACAAGGGCUGAGCUGCUAGAAAGGAGCUCUGCAGAAAAGGACAUGGGUCUCCUGGUGGCCAACAGGGUAACCAUGAGCCAGGAGUGUGUCCUGGUGGCCAAGAAGGCCAAUGAUUCCAUGGGGUGCACUGCACAGCAGGGUGAGGGAGGGAGGUGCAUCUCCCCCCUACUCUGUCCUGGGGAGGCCACAACUGGAGCACUGGGUGCAGUGCUGGGCUCCCAAAUUCCAGGCAGACAGAGAACUGCUGCUGGAGAGAGUUCAUCUCUCAGCUCAGCCCUUCCUUUCUCUCCCUCCCUUUGUCCCUCCCAGGCACUUCCCAGCCUGCCCAAAGGCUCCUGCCGGGUUUUAAGCCUCACUUGAAGUUGCUGCAUCUGAACAAUACGGAGCAGAUAAGUUCCACCGCUUCUCCUCCCAAUGAAUAUUUCAUCAGGCAGCCAGGCGCCAAGGCUGUCGGAGGUGGCAUUACAUUAACUGCAUGGACACACGGAUGCUGAGACAACAGCUAAUGGCUGUGCUCACAGCAUCAUCCUGUUUUCCAUCGAGGUCAGGAAACACUGAAUUUGGUGGAAAAGGUGCCAACAUCUCCCCACUUCUCUCCUCAGUCAACAAUGCCACGCACUGUACAGGACAGCCUCCUAAAUGGCCCUCCUAAAUGGCCCACGAUCAUCAUUAAUUGCUUAAUUAAUACUUGCGGUGUGACUGCUCUCUUAGUUUUUAUUCAUGGAUUAAUGCAGGCUGGAUGCAGGUCCCUCUGCUCUAUGAACAACCACACGGAUGAGUGCCCUGGGGACAGGGAAAGUAAUGCUAAUACUUGCAAAAAGCGGCCUUUAAUUCAGCGCUGUGCGUUGUGCAGCAGCUGCUGAGGGAGGAAUCCCCCUCCGGGCAUCCCCCAACCCUGAAUGAAGCAGUCCCAGACAGGGGAACCUGUGAGAAUGGGGGACUCAGGGCACCCACACCCCCACUCAGUCACAGCAUCGAGGCUCGAUGCCAUGAGCGCUGUCUCCCAGGA
This is a messenger RNA of Lagopus muta (rock ptarmigan), 6684 nucleotides long. It is a transcript of the gene ASIC1, whose product is annotated as acid sensing ion channel subunit 1. Lineage: Eukaryota; Metazoa; Chordata; Aves; Galliformes; Phasianidae. Gene Ontology annotation, cellular component: membrane. The transcript is spliced from 12 exons. Gene Ontology annotation, biological process: sodium ion transmembrane transport. The record is from RefSeq and is a predicted model, not a curated record. The coding region runs from base 481 to 2064 and encodes 527 amino acids.